AUGAGUUUGGUUGCGGACAAAGUUAUUGAGUCUCCGUCAGUGGAGCUUCUAAAUCCGUGUACAAAAGACCAGCUACUGUUCCUUGCUGAACAUUAUAACAUCACAGUAACAGGAAAGCUCAAGGCAGCAAUGGAGGCCACACUGAUCGGUGGGUUGGUGGAGAGAGGCAUUCUGCAGCUUGAUGAAGAGGAUGAGGUCGAAAAAAAACAACAAGAAAACUCUGUCUUGCGUGGCAGGCUAAAGAACUCUGAAACCUUGAAAAAUCUGGAGUCUCUGUUUGGUCAUCUGUCUGAGGAGAGGGGCGCUAAGUUGUCGGCUCUGAUUAAUGGUUAUCUGUGUCUGUUUGGUGAUGUACCAAGUCGGACGCAUUUAAUCGAGCAUGACAUUGAUGUGGGGAAGGCGCAACCAUUCCGUCAUCGUUUCUACCGGGUGUCAGAAGAGAAGCGAAAGGUGAUGGACAGAGAGAUACAGUACAUGCUUAAUAAUGGCAUUGCAGAACCCUCAUCAUCUAGCUCGGCGUCACCUUGUUCAUUGGUAGACAAGUCUGAUAAGAGUCCCAGGUUUUGCACAGACUAUCGGAAGCCGACCCCUGGUCUAGCUGAUGCACACCUGACCGUGAACCUAGCAAAGUGUGAGUUUGCCAAGGCCACCGUCACCUACCUGGGUAAGGUGGUGGGGCAGGGAAAUGUGCGGGCAGUACAGGCUAAGGUGGCUGCAAUCGGGCAGUAUCCAGUGCCAGCAACCAAAAAGGAACUUCAGCGCUUUCUGGGUCUUGUGGGGUACUAUCGCAGUUUUUCUCCACGUAUGGACGGUCCCUUCCAACUGCAGGUGGACGCGAGUGACGUGGGUUCAGGAUAUUAUAAUUCUCUCCAGAGGAAGAGCGUCGCAUCUUUUAAGAGCCACAGGGGAAACUUCACAGUGCCAAAGCUAUCGGAGUCUAAUAUGGGUUUUGGUGUGCUGGGAGUGUUUUUGGGGCUGCUCCUGGAGGUCUCCACCCAUGGACCCCACACCGUGCCUCGAACUUCCUGGAAGCAUCAAGACCUGGAUCUGAUGGAGUUUUCGGAGCCCGGCGUCUUCAACUACACGACUCUGCUGUUGAGCGAGGAAAAGGACGCCCUUUACGUGGGAGCCAGAGAGGUCGUCUUUGAGCUCAACAAGAACAACGUGACGGACAGAAACAAUAAGGUUCAGUGGAAAGUCGCAGACCAAUCCACCAAGAUGUGUACCCUGAAAGGAAAAUCAAAAGAGAGAGAUUGCCUAAACUACAUUCGAGUGCUGGAGGUUUUAGACGACGAGCGGCUGUACGUCUGCGGCACGCACGCCUUCCAGCCCCAGUGCGAUUACUUGCGUCUCGGUGACUUUUCUUUGGAGGGUCAGCCUGAAGACGGCAGAGGACGCUGCUCCUUUGACCCCUCACAAAGCUUCACUACUGUCAUGGUUGACGGAGAGCUGUACUCUGGGACAGCUUAUAACUUUUUAGGCAGUGAACCCAUUAUUUCCAGAUACUCCCCGUCCCACUCUCUGCUGAGGACGGAGUACUCCACGUCCUGGCUCAAUGAGCCCAGUUUCGUCUUCGCCGAUGUGAUCAGAGAAGGGAAAAACAGAACAGAUGGCGAGGACGAUAAAAUCUACUACUUCUUCACCGAGGUGUCGGUCGAGUACGAGUUCUUUGGCAAGCUGCUCAUCCCGAGGGUGGCUCGUGUCUGUAAGGGUGACCUCGGGGGUCAGCGCACCCUGCAGAAGAAAUGGACGUCUUUUCUGAAAGCCAAGCUGGUCUGCUCAAUGCCCGAGCUCAACUUUGUUUUCAAUGUGGUGCAUGAUGUCUUCAUCCUGAAGGGGGCGGACUGGAGAGACACGGUCUUCUACGGCGUCUUCACCUCUCAGUGGGGAAAUGUGGGUUUAUCAGCUGUAUGUGCUUACAACAUGACGGCCGUGGAGGACGUUUUCUCCAAUGGAAAGUAUAUGCAAAAGGCCACGGUGGCACAGUCCCAUACCAAGUGGGUCAGAUACAACGGCAUCACUCCGUCUCCACGUCCUGGAGCCUGUAUUAACAAGCCCAUGCGUGAGCAGGGCGUCAGAGACUCGCUGCACCUGCCAGACAAAACCCUUCAGUUUGUAAAGGACCACCCACUGCUGGAAGAUCCCGUCCUUCCCAUCGGCAACAGGCCUCGGAUGAUCACCAAGGACGUCAAUUACACCCAGAUCGUUGUGGAAAGGGUCCAGGCACUCGACGGGAACACGUAUGAUGUCAUCUUCACUGGAACAGACAAAGGAGUCCUGCACAAGUCCGUCGUGUUUGAAGAAGAGGUUCAUAUCGUUGAGGAGAUGCAGCUCCUGAAAAACUCUGAACCCAUCAAAAACCUGCUGCUGUCCUCGCAGACCCACUCCCUGUACGCUGGUUCAGACUCCGGUGUGGUCCAGACUCCCACAGCUCUCUGUGGUCGGUAUUCAUUCUGCGAUGACUGUGUCCUGGCACGAGACCCGUACUGCGCCUGGGACCCCGACGCUGCCGCAUGUGUCAACAUCCGUGACACUCCCCGUCAGCAGCUCAGGACGUUGAUCCAGAGUCUGAGUGGGGACGCAGGACGGUGUCCUUCAGUUCCAGCUGCGUCUCAGGAGGAUUACCAGCGCGUGACGGUGAAACCAGGAAGUUCUGCUGAGCUGCCUUGCCUGGUCAACUCCAACCUGGCCCAGGUGACGUGGAAAUGCAACGGCUCGGUCGUCACCGAGGCCUCGCGCUUCCACUUCAUCGCCGAAAACGGGCUCCUCAUUUACAGCGUGGCCCCCGAGGAUCAGGGUCACUACGAGUGCUGGAGCACGGAGCUGGCUCCGGCCGUCGGCAGGAACUUCAGCCGUCUCCUGGCCGGAUACGUGCUGACUCUGGACCUGCCGCCCAGACCCCCGGUGCAGGCGGGGCCCGCGGGGCCCGCGGCCACCACCGCUGUCAGCCAGGAGACGAGUAGCACGCUGGCAGCCGAAGGUAAUGUUAAGACAGACGAAGCCUCACUAACUCCCACCAGCGUCGUAGCCACCGUCCUCUUCACCCUGCCCCCUCAAACCGACUCCUCACUAACCCCGCCCCCCAGCAGCACGGUCAAGUUACAGCCAAAGCUAACGCCGAACUCCGUCAUCCCCCAACGCGACAGCCAGGACCCGGCGGCCGAGUACCUGCAGCACAACAACAGCAUGGCCCUCCUCUUCCUCUUCCUGCUGUUCUUCCUCCUCUUCCUGGCCGCGCUGGUGUACAACUGCUACAUGCAGUACCUGCCGGCUCCGUGCCUGAGGCUGAGAGCCGCGCUGCUGGGCAGCCACAAAAGCACCAAUCCGACCGAGUACGCCUCCUGCGAGGCGGGUUUAAUGGAAGCGUCCGGGGCCGACAAAAUUAACCUGACCGAGCAGCCGACGCAGAACGGGACCCAGAACCUGCGGGCGCUCCGCGACACCGGAUACGAGACGGAACCGGAGUGCGGCAACGGCCAGAUCCCGUCCCACAGCUUCGGAGGCGACAGCGCCUCCCAGGACAAACCUUUCGACGUCGACUGUGACUCUCAGUCCAUCCAGUUUGCAGACGCAGAUGAAAAUUACUGCUAGCCAGACGUCUCACCUUUUGCUUCCGUUUAUUUCAGAGUAGAAACGACAACCUGCACGUGUAUGGAGCCAAAU
Molecule: messenger RNA, 3663 nt
Organism: Cololabis saira (Pacific saury)
Lineage: Eukaryota; Metazoa; Chordata; Actinopteri; Beloniformes; Belonidae
Product: semaphorin-4D-like
Exons: 19
Coding region: 1-3591 (1196 amino acids)
Biological process (GO): positive regulation of GTPase activity; neural crest cell migration; semaphorin-plexin signaling pathway
Molecular function (GO): chemorepellent activity; semaphorin receptor binding
Source: RefSeq, a predicted model, not a curated record